AGCAGACGAGAGUGUCUGUGUUGCUCCGAAAUUUAACAUGGCAUCUCUCGUGAAUUUUUCUCGUCUUUUGAGAAUUGGAGCACGAUCGUGUACGAAAAGUGUCACUUCCGAAUGCUUAACAAAACAUUCACCCAUAGUAAAAAACUUAUGGGACAGCCAAAUACGAACCUACAGAAAGUUAAAAGGUGUACCUAGAUUUGUUCCUUGGUUGAAGCCUGAUCCUGAUUAUCAAACUGAAGUGAAUGAUCCAACUGAAGAGGAAGAAAAACUCAUUACAGAGGUGUCGAGUGAAAUAAAUCAACAAAUUGCCGAAGACAAAACAGGCCGAUUAUUUGCUGUUGUUCACCUUGCUGGAAAGCAAUAUAAAAUCACAGAAAGUGAUAUAGUUAUUGUUCGAGGGUACUGGCCCCCUGAUGUUGGUGAUCAAAUCAAAUUGGAAAAAGUAUUACUUCUUGGAAGUAAAGAUUUCACAUUAGUGGGCAGGCCACUAAUUAACAGAGAAUUGGUGACAAUAAAUGCUACUGUUAUUGAUAAAACUUUCUCAAAUACAAUAACACACUUUAGAUUUAGAAAAAGGAAACAAUAUCGUAGAAUACACUUUUUCCGGAUACAGCACACUAUGAUAAGGAUUAAUUCCAUUCUACUGAAUGGCAAAGUUGAUCAAAAGUUGGAGGUUGAAGGAUUAGACAGAGUAUACUAAUAAUAUAACUUUAGAUUAGAAUUAAUACAAAAGUGUUAUUUUUACUGUAAAAAGAUCAUUUUUAAUUACAUUGUUUAACAAGCAAACAAUUCCCUUGAGAAGAAACAUUUAUUUGGCAACAAUGUGUAAAUAAAGAAAUUUUUGUGUAAUCAUA
This is a messenger RNA of Nasonia vitripennis (jewel wasp), 854 nucleotides long. RefSeq names its product 39S ribosomal protein L21, mitochondrial (gene mRpL21). NCBI's taxonomy places the organism in Eukaryota, Metazoa, Arthropoda, Insecta, Hymenoptera, Pteromalidae. Gene Ontology annotation, biological process: translation. Bases 38 to 700 code for a protein of 220 amino acids. The transcript has 4 exons. Gene Ontology annotation, cellular component: ribosome; mitochondrial large ribosomal subunit. Gene Ontology annotation, molecular function: RNA binding; structural constituent of ribosome. The record is from RefSeq and is a predicted model, not a curated record.